AUGAGGAAGACAACCCUCCUCUGGGCUUCCGUGUGUCUGCUGCUCAGCGGUGCCUUCCGCCCCCUGGAUGCUGCUCCUGAGCGGGAGGACGAGGAGGACGCGGACGGCACAGGGAGGCCCGACUUCUGCUUGCUGGACCCGAAGGUGGGGCGCUGCCGCGCCCACUUCAAUCGCUACUUCUACAACCACCACUCCGGGCGCUGUGAGCUGUUUGUGUAUGGAGGCUGCUGGGGGAAUCUAAACAACUUCGUAACCGAGGCAGAAUGCCAGCGCUACUGUGGGCACCCGGGGCGGCCCGGCUUCUGCUUGCUGGAGGCGGAGGUGGGGCCCUGCCGUGCCAACUUCAUUCGCUACUUCUACAACCACCUCUCCGGGCGCUGCGAGGUUUUCGGGUAUGGAGGCUGCGAGGGGAACCCAAACAACUUUGAGACCGAGGCAGAAUGCCAGCGCUACUGUGGGCACCCAGGGCGGCCCGGCUUCUGCUUGCUGGAGGCGGAGGUGGGGCCCUGCCUCGCCCUCUUGAAGCGCUACUUCUACAACCACCUCUCCGGGCGCUGCGAGGAGUUCAUGUAUGGAGGCUGCCAGGGGAACCCAAACAACUUCGAGACCGAGGCAGAAUGCCAGCGCUCCUGUGGGCACCCAGACAGUGAGCUGCGAACACAUUAG
Molecule: messenger RNA, 666 nt
Organism: Myotis davidii
Lineage: Eukaryota; Metazoa; Chordata; Mammalia; Chiroptera; Vespertilionidae
Gene: TFPI
Product: tissue factor pathway inhibitor
Exons: 5
Coding region: 1-666 (221 amino acids)
Molecular function (GO): serine-type endopeptidase inhibitor activity
Source: RefSeq, a predicted model, not a curated record